Messenger RNA from Saimiri boliviensis boliviensis (Bolivian squirrel monkey), 3592 nucleotides. It is a transcript of the gene ABTB2, whose product is annotated as ankyrin repeat and BTB domain containing 2. Gene Ontology annotation, molecular function: protein heterodimerization activity. The record is from RefSeq and is a predicted model, not a curated record. NCBI's taxonomy places the organism in Eukaryota, Metazoa, Chordata, Mammalia, Primates, Cebidae.
GCCUUGGGCCGGCGCCGCAGAGAAGUUUGCCGAGCGCUUUCUCGCCGGCUGGUCCCGGACUCGCGCUGCGCCCUGCGCCUCCACCUCCCUCCUUCUGCUGCCACCGCCGCCGCCGCCUCCCUGUUCUCCCGGGAUUCCUUCUCUGUGGAGGACUGACACUCUGCUUGCGGGAAUUAGAGGCGGACAGGGGAAGACCCGAGGGGGAACGGCGGGGGUCUUUCCAGUGACAGCUUCGUGUUGGGACGCCGGGCGCGUGGGGCUCCGGCUGGCCACAGAUCUCGCCCACCUUCCCGCGGCCUCCGGGCAGGCAAUGCGGACGCCGAGCCCCGCGGCGCAGAGAGGAAGGAGGGCGGCCCGGAGAGCCUAGAGACUGUUUCUGCCCACUUGGAGAAGAGGGCAUGGAGUUGUGAGCGCCCCUCGCUCGGCGACGCCGCCCCCGGCAGGCUCCCCAUGGCCGGGACGUACAGCUCGACUCUGAAGACGCUGGAGGACUUGACCUUGGACUCCGGGUAUGGGGCCGGGGACUCGUGCCGCUCGCUCAGCCUCUCGUCCUCCAAGUCCAACUCGCAGGCGCUCAACUCUUCGGCGCAGCAGCACCGCGGGGCGGCCUGGUGGUGCUACUCCGGCUCCAUGAACAGCCGCCACAACAGCUGGGACACGGUGAACACGGUGCUGCCCGAGGACCCCGAAGUGGCCGACCUCUUCUCGCGCUGCCCGCGGCUCCCCGAGCUGGAGGAGUUCCCCUGGACCGAGGGAGACGUGGCCCGGGUACUCCGCAAAGGCGCGGGCAGCAGGAGGCUGCCCCAGUUCUCCGCCGAGGCGGUGAGGCGCCUGGCGGGGCUGCUCCGCAGGGCACUGAUCCGUGUGGCCCGCGAGGCGCAGCGCCUGAGUGUGCUGCACGCCAAGUGCACCCGCUUCGAGGUGCAGAGCGCCGUGCGCCUGGUGCACAGCUGGGCGCUGGCCGAGAGCUGCGCGCUGGCCGCCGUCAAGGCGCUGUCCCUGUACAGCAUGAGCGCCGGCGACGGGCUGCGCCGGGGCAAGUCCGCGCGCUGCGGCCUCACUUUCUCAGUGGGCCGCUUUUUUCGCUGGAUGGUGGACACUCGCAUCUCCGUGCGCAUCCACGAGUACGCGGCCAUCUCGCUCACCGCCUGCAUGGAGAACUUGGUGGAGGAGAUCCGGGCCAGGGUUCUGGCCAGCCAGAGCCCUGAAGGCGGAGGGGCCGGAGGCGGGGAGGUGUCUGCUGAGGCCCUGGAGAUGGUCAUCAACAACGACGCCGAGCUCUGGGGCGUCUUGCAGCCCUAUGAGCAUCUUAUCUGCGGCAAGAACGCCAAUGGUGUCCUCUCCCUCCCUGCGUACUUCAGCCCCUACAAUGGCGGGUCCCUGGGCCAUGACGAGCGAGCCGACGCCUAUGCCCAACUGGAGCUCCGGACCCUGGAGCAGUCCCUCCUGGCCACCUGCGUGGGCAGCAUCUCAGAGCUGAGUGACUUGGUCUCCCGUGCCAUGCACCACAUGCAGGGGCGCCACCCCCUUUGCCCGGGUGCCAGCCCUGCCCGCCAGGCCCGCCAGCCGCCACAGCCCAUCACUUGGUCCCCCGACGCCCUCCACACGCUCUACUACUUCCUGCGAUGUCCACAGAUGGAGUCCAUGGAGAACCCCAACCUGGACCCCCCGAGAAUGACCCUGAACAAUGAACGGCCCUUCAUGCUGCUGCCGCCCCUCAUGGAAUGGAUGCGUGUGGCCAUCACCUAUGCAGAGCACCGCCGCAGCCUCACUGUGGACAGCGGCGACAUCCGCCAGGCGGCCCGGCUGCUGCUGCCUGGUCUGGACUGUGAACCUCGGCAGCUCAAACCUGAACACUGUUUCAGUUCCUUCCGGAGGAUGGAUGCCCGAGCAGCUACUGAAAAAUUCAACCAGGACCUGGGUUUCCGCAUGCUCAACUGUGGGAGGACAGACCUCAUCAACCAAGCCAUCGAGGCCCUGGGGCCGGAUGGGGUUAACACUAUGGAUGAUCAGGGUAUGACGCCGCUGAUGUACGCCUGCGCUGCGGGGGACGAGGCGAUGGUCCAGAUGUUGAUUGAUGCCGGGGCCAACCUGGACAUCCAGGUUCCAAGCAACUCUCCCAGGCACCCUUCCAUCCACCCCGACAGCCGGCACUGGACCUCGCUGACAUUUGCUGUGCUGCAUGGACACAUCUCUGUGGUCCAGUUGUUGCUGGACGCUGGUGCCCAUGUGGAGGGCUCGGCAGUGAACGGCGGUGAGGACAGCUACGCGGAGACGCCUCUGCAGCUGGCCUCUGCGGCAGGAAACUACGAGCUGGUCAGUUUGCUGCUGAGCCGCGGUGCCGACCCGCUUCUCAGCAUGCUCGAGGCCCACGGCAUGGGCUCCUCCCUCCAUGAGGACAUGAACUGCUUCAGCCACUCAGCUGCCCACGGCCACAGGAAUGUCCUGAGGAAGCUCCUGACGCAGCCGCAGCAGGCUAAAGCAGACGUGCUGUCCCUGGAGGAGAUCCUGGCCGAGGGUGUGGAGGAAAGCGACACGUCAAGCCAGGGCAGCGGCAGCGAGGGGCCCGUGCGGCUGAGCCGGACCCGCACCAAGGCCCUGCAGGAGGCCAUGUACUACAGCGCCGAGCACGGCUACGUGGACAUCACCAUGGAGCUGAGGGCGCUGGGGGUCCCCUGGAAGCUGCACAUCUGGAUUGAGUCUCUGAGGACCUCCUUCUCACAGUCACGGUACUCGAUGGUGCAAAGCCUCCUGCGGGACUUCAGCUCCAUCAAAGAGGAAGAGUACAACGAGGAGCUGGUGACCGAGGGCUUGCAGCUCAUGUUUGACAUCCUCAAGACCAGUAAGAACGAUUCCGUCAUCCAGCAACUGGCUGCCAUCUUCACCCACUGCUAUGGCAGCAGCCCCAUCCCCAGCAUCCCAGAGAUCCGGAAGACCCUGCCAGCCAGGCUAGAUCCGCAUUUUCUGAACAAUAAGGAGAUGUCAGACGUGACCUUCCUAGUGGAAGGAAAGCUGUUUUAUGCACAUAAAGUCCUGCUGGUGACAGCUUCCAACAGGUUCAAGACACUAAUGACCAAUAAAUCCGAACAGGAUGGGGACAGCAGCAAGACCAUUGAGAUCAGCGAUAUGAAGUACCACAUUUUUCAGUUGAUGAUGCAGUAUCUGUACUACGGAGGAACAGAAUCCAUGGAGAUCCCCACCGCUGACAUCCUGGAGCUAUUGUCAGCUGCCAGCCUGUUCCAGCUGGACGCCUUGCAGAGGCACUGUGAGAUCCUGUGCUCCCAGACCCUCAGUGUGGAGAGUGCUGUGAACACCUACAAAUAUGCCAAGAUCCACAACGCCCCAGAACUGGCCCUGUUCUGCGAGGGCUUCUUCCUCAAGCACAUGAAGGCCCUGUUGGAGCAGGAAGCCUUCCGGCAGCUCAUCUACGGCCGCAGCAGCAAGGUACAGGGCCUGGACCCACUGCAGGAGCUGCAGAGCACCCUGGCCGAGCGCGUGCACUCUGUCUACAUCACCUCCCGGGUGUGAGGCUGCCAAGGCCAGGGCCCACCAGGUCAGGGAAUGGUUGUAGGCCCCCUUGGAGCCAGGUUCA